AUGGCAAAAGGGAAGCAGAAGAGGAGCUCAGCAGACGCGUCUUCAGUGGGGGGCGUGAAAACAACUCAAACAGAGAUGAAACAACCAGAUAGACGUGAUUCUCUGUCCCUCGCUGCCUUUGUUGUGGUUGUGGCUCUCUGCGUGGCGCCGCUGACAGCUCACACAUCUACCUCUGGCUUCCUUCAUCGGAAGCACAUAGUCCUGAAGAUGGAUGAGGCACUUCUGAAAGUCAACAAUGAGGUGGACACUGAGGUGGUGGUGUCCUGGGUGUCAGACCGCUGCUACCAGUGUCUGUACCAGCAGCUCGGGGUGGUUCCUGCAGGGUCCAGUCCUGGUCAGCCCAGUUCAGCAGACUUCAUUGUGAGCACGCAGCAUCAAAUGACACUGCAGCUCAACAGCACUUCUGUCAAAAUGGAGCUCUGCAAGGUCCCCUUCCACUUCGGCGAGCACGGAAACUACUCGCUGUGGGUGAAAAAUCUGAACGACUCCUCGGUGGUCGACUGCUCGGUGGUGACGGAUGAAGAAGCCAUCAACAGCUACAUCCCCGUCCUGAUAGCUUUCGUCAUCUUUGCUGGACUCGCCUUGAUGUCUACCGUCGGAAGAACGAUAUAUGGGCUUGAAGUCGUCAGGGGGAUCCUCUUCAGAAUCGGCGGCUCCAUGGAAACCGAGCGGCUCAUAAACUCUGAGUUGGGCUCCCCUGGCAGGAUAGUACCGCCGGUGACUGACAACAUCCUCCCUCCACUGCCCAGCCCCAGCAAGAGGCUGCGAUCUCUGGACACAUUCAGAGGUAUCUCCUUAGUCAUCAUGGUGUUCGUGAACUACGGAGGGGGGCGAUACUGGUUUUUUAGACAUGAAAGCUGGAAUGGGCUCACUGUUGCAGAUCUUGUAUUUCCUUGGUUUGUAUUCAUUAUGGGGACAUCCAUCGCCCUGUCAAUCAACUCCCAGCUCCGCUCAGGCUCCACCCGCUGCUCAAUGCUGAGGAAAGUAAUAUGGAGGAGCCUCCAGCUCUUCAUCAUCGGCGUCAUCAUCAUCAACCCAAACUACUGCCAAGGACCAUUAUCGUGGAACAACCUGCGGAUCCCAGGUGUGUUACAGCGUCUGGCCUGCUCAUAUCUAGUAGUAGCAUGCUUGGAUUUGUUGGUGGCAAGAGGUCAUCUCGACAUCCUUACUACGGAUGCAUGUUGGUCCCCUGGACUUGAUAUCCUUCUGUACUGGCCAGCCUGGCUGUGUGUGCUUCUCUUAGAAACCGUCUGGUUAUGCCUCACUUUUCUCCUCCCAGUACCAGAUUGCCCAACAGGCUAUCUGGGUCCAGGUGGGAUUGGGGACAUGGGCCUGUAUGCUAACUGCACCGGUGGAGCAGCUGGUUAUAUUGACAGGUGGCUGUUGGGAGAUUCCCACAUCUACCAGAAUCCCUCAUCACGGGUGAUUUAUGGAACUCAUAUGCCAUAUGAUCCAGAAGGGAUUCUUGGAAGCAUCAACUCCGUCCUCAUGGCUUUUCUUGGAUUACAGGCAGGGAAAAUAAUCUUACACUACAGAGACGUUCACACAAGUAUCAUAUCAAGGUUCCUCAUAUGGGGUCUCUUACUGGGAGUCAUAUCAGCAGCUCUCACCAAGUGCUCCACAGACCAGGGCUUCAUUCCUGUCAACAAGAACCUAUGGUCCCUCUCCUAUGUCACCACACUGGCCUGUUUUGCAUUCGUGCUGCUGGUAGUUGUGUACUACACCGUGGAUGUGAAGAAGUGGUGGUCAGGGGCACCUUUCUACUACCCUGGUAUGAACUCCAUCCUUGUGUACGUGGGCCAUGAAGUGUUUGAGGAGUACUUCCCCUUCCGUUGGCGCAUGGUCAACAGCCAAUCCCACGCCGAGCAUCUCACUCAGAACCUCUUGGCUACCUCCUGUUGGGUCCUCAUCUCCUACCUGCUCUACAGAAAGAGGAUUUUCUGGAAAAUUUAAACGAUGAGACACUCAAACGAUAUCACCAGCGGACAUUGUUUACAUCAGAGAUGCUGGAGUUGACUUCUUCUUGGAACACAGGAUUGUCUCAUUUUCUAAAAACUUUGGCUGUUCUUUGUUGUUCUUUGUGAACAAAUAUGGGGUUUGUCUUUCAUGCAAGAACCUUUUUAUUGUUUCUUUUUUUUAAUUUGUAGUCACUACUUCAUAGGAUCAUGAAUGUGUAAAGACUUUCCAAAGACUUACAGAUAAAUAGCAGAGUACCCCAAAUAUCCUAACUGACUUAGGAAUAAAAUGGAAGAAUGGUUUUAGACUAGAGCCAGCCGAUAAUGUUGGCCAAUAUUAGCUAAUCCAGUGACUAUCGUAUUGGCUAAUUUUAUCGCAGAUAUGGGCCAAUAUUGCUAAAUUUAUUCACCUGUCAAAUCACAUUUUAUUUGAGUUUCAUUGUAUUACACUAGCAGUUCUCUCUUUCACCAGCAGAGGGCGCACAGGGGUACAUGCAAAGUUGCUUUCCAGAUGAGUCUUCAUUAUAUAUCUUUUCCACAAGUGUUUGAUAACUGCAUUUGAGGGAUUAAUGCAAUACAUAUGUAUAUCUAUCUCUACGGAUCAAACAUAGAUCUAAGAAAGAUAUCGGUCAAAAUCAAUAUCAGUAUUGGCCCCAAAGACCUCAUAUCGGUCGUGCACUAUUUUAGACUUUAAGAACUACGAAGGCUGACAAUAAGGACAGACAGUAAGUGUCAAUGUUCUGGUUUUUAUUCCUCAUUUUGCACCACAGACUUCAGCAGAAGGCUGGUAUGGUUUAAAAGUUCCUUUUUUUUUUUACUUUCCUAUGGUAGGAUCCCUGCUUCCAUCAAAAGUACGGUGGCAUUACUCUGAAAACUGAAGUGGGUAUUGAUGAGAUUGACUCCUCUAGAGCAGAAGAAGACUGUAAAGAAUUUGCACCUAUUAGAAAGUCCACUACAGAAACAGGAAACAGAACGUUAAACAUCUGCAUUAAGGUGUUCCUUUGUCUAAGUGGGCAUAAUCAUUUCACCAGCUAUUGUCAAGUGGUGUGGCAGGACAUUAUACUGCUUGUUACCCGUUUAACAGGCUGAGGGGAAGUGAAGAUAGUUACGUCAGCUGACUUUUGAAACCCAACAAAGGACGCUUGUUCUGCAGUUUGACUACAUAGGAGGCACGCAUGUGUUUAUCGUUUUGAUCAGGGGUUUGUUUUUUUAAACACAAUGCACAGAUAUAGCCUUCUUUGAUGUCUUACAAAUGCCCUUUUUGUAUAUUAGCAUUGGCACAAAGAGUUUGCCAAAAAUGUCAAGAAAGUACUUCUGCUGUGUAUUAAUUAUGUACUGUAGGUUCAUUGAUUUGAAACCCUAUAUAUGAUGAUGUCGGGUCUGUGCCCAAAACUGCUGCCAUUACUUUUAAAAAAAAGAUUUAUAUGCAAAACACAUCAAGUUCACCAUCUGUAAACUAUUAAAAAAAAUCUAAAGGAAUACUUUUCAUCUAGAACUGUCUUAAUAGAUUAAGUUCAUUUACAAACUUUUAUACUUUUUUUUUUUUAAUGUUCAACAUUUAAAAAUGAAUUUAUGUAAUAAAAAUAACCUUUAAAAAAAA
Molecule: messenger RNA, 3555 nt
Organism: Labrus mixtus (cuckoo wrasse)
Lineage: Eukaryota; Metazoa; Chordata; Actinopteri; Labriformes; Labridae
Gene: hgsnat
Product: heparan-alpha-glucosaminide N-acetyltransferase
Exons: 18
Coding region: 1-1953 (650 amino acids)
Source: RefSeq, a predicted model, not a curated record